CGAUGAAGGUGCGGUUUGUGUUGUGCCUCCUCCUCCGCCUCCGCCUGCUUCUGGAGGAUCAGGGACCAGCUCAGGUGGUUCUUCAGGUGGUUCAGGUGUUUCCUACAGCAGCAUCACUCCAGUUGUUUUAAGCAAGGAGGAGAUUGCGAAGCUGAAGAAGCUGGCUCAGGAGAAAAAGGCGGCAGCCGUGGCUGCCAAGAAGCAGAAGAUGGAAGCAAAGCGGGCAGCGAAGGAAGCUGUGAUCGCUGAGAAGAAGAGGAAGCAGGAGGAGAAGGCUGCUGCAAUUGAGGCGAAGAAAAAGAAGGAAGCCGAGAAGAAGGCGGCUAUUGAGGCUAAGAAGAAGCAGCAGGCAGAGAAGGAGGCGGCGAUUGCUGAGAAGAAGAGGAAGCAGGAGGAGAAGGCUGCUGCGAUUGAAGCGAAGAAGAAGAAGCAGGCUGAGAAGGCGGCAGCGAUUGCAGCCAAGAACAAGGCCACCACCAAGUAA
Closterium sp. Yama58-4 is the source of this 484-nucleotide messenger RNA. NCBI's taxonomy places the organism in Eukaryota, Viridiplantae, Streptophyta, Zygnematophyceae, Desmidiales, Closteriaceae. The record is from the annotation of a GenBank genome assembly.